AUGGGCGGCUCCUACUACGACGAGGAGUACCGCGACACGCACUCCGAGUACGAGCUGAACCGCGCCGCCGGCUUCCGCAGCCGCGAGUGGCUGCCGCGCGGCUGCGACUUUGACGAUGCGGCGCGGCGGCCCGAGCCGGCGCUGCACGCGCGCGCGGGGCGCCGCUCGAGCGCCGUCGUCGUGCGGGAGGUGGAUCACUCGAGCGAGGGAGGCGUCGUUGGGAGGGCACUUGAGGGUUCCCCCUACCCGGCCAAGGCGGACCCCGCGCGGCUGCCCGCCGCGGGCCGCCGCGUCGUCGUCGUCCGCCGGUCCAAGGAGGAGGAGGACCGGUCGCUGUCGCCGCGGCGGCCCCGCGGCGGUCUCGUGGUCGAGGACGACUUCGAGGCGCGCGACGCCGAGCGCGUGUCCCGGGCCGUGUCGCGCAAGAACCAGCGGACGGGCGCGCGCGUCAUCCGCCUCGGCCGCGACCGCCGCGGCGACCUCGUCGUGCUCCAGGACGACCAGGGCGGCGACGAGGACGUCGUCGUCGUGCGACGGGGGAAUGGACGACGAGUCGUGCUCCAGGACGACGACGGCCGCGCGUACGACGACUACGAGGACUACGAGGACGACCCGGCGGACGAGGUCCGCCGGCCGCCCCGGGUCGUCUACAUCGACGAGGACACGGCGGACUCGAGGGUCCUCGAGACUCCGGCGAGCCCGCGGCGGCCCGUCGCCUGGGAGAUCCCGACGACCGUCAAGGACCGCGCGGCUCGCGCGACGCCGAGCGACAAGACGGCCUUCCUCCGCCGCGCGCCGACCGCGCCGGCGGCGUCGCCGCCGAAGAAGCGGUUGGAGGCGACGAAGAAGCGCGAGGCCGAGACCAAGGCCGCGAGUUUGCGGCGCUUCCUCCGGGACCAGCGCAGCAAGGCGCUCGCGGCCCUCGCGGAGAAGGCGGAGAAGGCGCGCCUCGAGGAGACGAGCGCCGACGACGCGCCGCCGGCGAGCGAACCGACCGCCGCGCGGCGCGACGACGAGGAGGCGCUCCGCAAGGCGGCGGAGGAGGUCCUGGCCGGGACGCUCGAGGAGCCGCGGACGCCCGCGGCCGUCGAGGCGCCUCCCGUCGCGACGACGGACCCGCGGUCCGCGUCGACGGCGCCGUCGCCGCCGACGUCCGCGACGGUCCUCGGCGCCGCGGACCACGCGGCGGCCGCGUUCCCGGCGAGCGGCGCGUACCCGGCGUCGCCGGACAUCGUGCGCCGCGUCGCCGCGGCCGCGGCGUCGCCCGUGAGCGUCGAGAUCGAGGCGUCGCUCCGCGAGAUCGCCGGCAUGGUCGAGGACCUGGAACGGGUCGCGGGCGAGCCGCUCGACGGCGAGUCGCCGCUCCGCGACGCGACGAACGUCGUCGAGCAGAAGCGCGAGCGGCUCCUGGACCAGCCGCCCUUCGCGUCGCGCCCGUCGGCGGCGCCGCGGCGGCGGAGCCCGUCGCCGACGAAGCUCGAGAAGAAGCUGCUGUGGACGUCGCCGUCGAGCUCGCCGACGGACGAGCGCGGCCGGCGCGACGCGCGCAACGCGCGGCGCCGCGCGCAGAGCCAGUCGCCCUACCUCGACCGCCUCCAGCGCGUGUCGAAGAAGCCGGACCUCGUGCCCGUCCCCAGCAGCAACGGCGACAUGGUCGACACGCACCUCAAGUCCAAGUCCGAGGUCGACGGGCUGAGGUUCAAGUACGAAGGCACGGAGUUCCGCGAGUCCACGGUCGGCAAGGUCAAGGGAGGGUCGAGACGUGGCCGUCGCCGCGGCGCCGCGAACCGCGACUACGACCGCAUCCUCGCCGCGGAGCUCGCGAACGCCGUCUACCGCGCCCGCGACUCCGCGGAGACGCCCGCCGGGAGGCGUCGCGACGACGACUGGCCCUGGACGGCGCUCUGA
Messenger RNA from Aureococcus anophagefferens, 1908 nucleotides. RefSeq lists its product as hypothetical. The record is from RefSeq and is a predicted model, not a curated record. The coding region runs from base 1 to 1908 and encodes 635 amino acids. The transcript is spliced from 2 exons. Lineage: Eukaryota; Pelagophyceae; Pelagomonadales; Pelagomonadaceae.